Molecule: messenger RNA, 1050 nt
Organism: Argiope bruennichi
Lineage: Eukaryota; Metazoa; Arthropoda; Arachnida; Araneae; Araneidae
Product: protein Wnt-8a-like
Exons: 6
Coding region: 61-1050 (329 amino acids)
Biological process (GO): neuron differentiation; multicellular organism development; cell fate commitment
Cellular component (GO): extracellular region
Molecular function (GO): frizzled binding; cytokine activity
Source: RefSeq, a predicted model, not a curated record
UUUUGUACUGAAAAAAUGUGGACGAAGGUGCUUCUUGUUUUGAGCUUUUCUCUGUGCGCUAUGGUGGAUUCUUCAGCUUGGUCGCUGAGUAACAUCAUGCUAUCUGGCUCGAAAGCCAACGAUGUCUUCACCGAAAGUGUGCUAAUCGGCGCCGAGCGAGGCAUGGAGGAGUGCAAGCAUCAAUUCCAGUGGGACCGCUGGGGAUGUCCUCGGUCGAGUUUCAAUAUGUUUUCGAAAUCAAGCAAGCAGCCAGCUACGAAAGAGAUGGCUUUUCUGCACGCCAUGAUCAGUUCCUCCAUUGUUAUCACCGUGACCAAGAACUGCAGCUUGGGCCAUUUCAAAUCUUGUGGAUGCGACGAAUCCAAAAAGGGUGGGUUCGAUUACAAAGGCUGGCACUGGGGUGGUUGUAGCGACCAUGUGAAGAUGGGAAACAAAAUGGCUAAACUGUAUUUGGACAACAAAGAGAACGGGAGGGACUUAAAAGCUCUCAUUAACUUGCAUAAUUACAGAGUUGGUAGAUUGGCAGUGAAAAGAUCAAUGACAAAGACGUGCAAAUGCCACGGCGUCUCAGGCAGCUGCGAAAUACAGACGUGCUGGAUGAGGACUCGAGGAAUCCGCGAGGUGGGAGACAUUCUGAAAGAUGCCUAUCACAAAGCGCAGUUGUUUUCGACUAACAUCAAUGGCUUCAACUUGCCACUGAAGAUCCAGAAGCGCAAAAUGGACAAUAGAAUCCCUCACCAACAGGUGCACGAGAGAUUGAAGAUACCCAAACAGCAAUUGGCUUACCUAGAGCAUUCCCCAAAUUACUGCGUCGCCAAUGCAUCUUUAGGAGUGCCGGGAACGAGGGGCCGAAUGUGCUCCAGGAUGGUUGGUAAAAAUGUCACAAAAGCUGAGAGACAGAGCUGCAGGAAUUUGUGUCGAGUAUGCGGCUACAAAGUUCAGAUGAAGACUGAAACUCGCACUGAAAGAUGCUCGUGCAAGUUCACUUUCUGUUGCCAAGUAAGCUGCAAGACAUGUGAUAUUCAGCACAUACACCACAUGUGUGAUUGA